Messenger RNA from Dinoponera quadriceps, 1093 nucleotides. RefSeq names its product allatostatin C-like. The record is from RefSeq and is a predicted model, not a curated record. The transcript has 3 exons. Bases 226 to 507 code for a protein of 93 amino acids. Lineage: Eukaryota; Metazoa; Arthropoda; Insecta; Hymenoptera; Formicidae.
CUGUCGUGGAGAUAUCAAGGCGACGCUCCUCUUCGGUAGCGAGACACAAGAGAGAACAGAGAGAAGCCGAGAGAACGCACACUUGUACUAAACCGUUUCGUCGUAAUCGCCGCCAACCAACACCGCUAACCACCCUUCCUCCCCAUCGCUCAUCCUUCCUGAGGCUGAGGCGCGGCGACGAGGGCACGACAGCCGGUACCAGCGGUCCACACGAGGUGCAACAAGAUGCCGUCGGUACGAAGCGCGAUUGCACUGGCGUUGGUGCUGUUCCUCUUUGCGGAGUGUUCGCGGGCAAUGCCGGCUGUGGACAAGGAUAAAGACAGGCUUCUGAACACCGUGGACCUGAUGGACGACGACGGUAACAUCGAGACAGCCCUGAUAAAUUACCUCUUCACCAAGCAGAUCGUGAAGCGGCUGCGCAAUCAGCUGGACAUCGGCGAUUUGCAGCGUAAACGCAGCUACUGGAAGCAGUGCGCCUUCAAUGCGGUGUCCUGUUUCGGCAAAUAGGCGCUCGCUCGACGAGGGAAAGAGAAAGAGAAAACGAAAGAGUGUGAGAGAGAGAGAGAGAGAGUGAGUGUGAUGCUAGAAAGAAGAUCAUGUAAGAUGAGAAAGAAACAAAAACCUUCUUCGUCCUAUCGCGAUUCUGUCCGACUUUAGGCAGCUUUUUCAUGCGAUUUUCCAAGUAGCUGCGAAAAUGAUUUCACUUUCGUCCAUGUCCUCGAGUUCUCCGCGGCGAUUUCUCCUCACUGAUAUAAUCUCACGAUGUAAUCUCAUUGUAAAGAAUGAUUGCGAAUGACGAUUGGGUAAUUGGGAGUAAGACGGCGCGUAGGAACGCGGCGAAUAAUAAAUAAUACAACACACUAAAUGAACCUGUCAAACGCGCCUACAUAUCAGAGGACACACGUGCCAAGUCUGAUUAUAUUCCGAUUAUAUUUCUCUCUCUUCUGCCACCACGUUGUACUACUCACCUGUCCUGUACCUUGACUCAUUGUUUGUAACGUCGAUAUGUUCAAUUAAUGUAAUCGUUCGUUGUCGAUGUCUCGCCUAUGUAUGUCAGCGUGCCGUGUCUGUUAAUUAUUAAAAGACCGUAAUU